AUGGCUGACACAGUAGCCAACACAACAGAAUACAUGGAAUUCUUGCUCAUGGGAUACCCAGAUGAACAGGUGCUGCAGACAUUGUGUGCCACACUUUUCUUCUUGCUCUACCUGGCAGCACUAGUGGGGAACCUCCUCAUUAUCACUGUUACUACUGUAGACAAGCAUCUCCAGUCCCCUCUGUAUUUCUUUCUGAAGAAUUUGUCCCUGAUUGACAUCUGUUAUAUUUCUGUCACUGUUCCCAAAUCCAUCAUGAACUCUGCGACUAACACCCAUUCCAUCACCUUCCUGGGAUGUGUUUUACAAGUUUUCUGUGUUAUAUUUUUGGCAGGCAGUGAAUUCGCCCUGCUCUUAGUGAUGUCCUAUGACCGCUAUGCUGCCAUUUGCUUCCCUCUGCACUAUGAGGCCAUAAUGAGUAAGGAUGCCUGUGUUCAGAUGGUGGCAGCAGCAUGGCUCAGCGGGUGUGUCUAUGGGUCUGUCCAUGCCACAGGAACAUUCUCUGUCCGUUUUUGUGGUCCAAAUGUAGUGUAUCAAUUCUUCUGUGAUAUCCCAUCACUUCUUAGACUUGCUUGUUUUGGAGACGAAAUUCUAGAAUAUGUGUUUAUUAUUACUAGCUGUUGUUUCGCCUUCGUGUGUUUUAUAUUGAUGGUUAUUUCCUAUGUUCACAUUUUCACUAUUAUCCUAAGAAUCCCUUCUACACAAGGAAGGUUUAAAACCUUCUCUACCUGUGUACCCCAUCUUACUGUAGUGACCUUAUUUCUCUCUUCUGGAUUUGUUGCAUAUUUAGGCUCAACAGCAAAAUCCCCAUCAUCACUGAACGUCUUUAUGUCAGUGUUCUACUCUCUGUUACCCCCCAGCCUGAAUCCUGUGAUUUAUAGCUUUAGAAAUUCAGAUGUAAAAGUAGCCCUACACAACAUUUUUGGUGAAAAAAUGAUCACAUACCUCUAA
Rattus norvegicus (Norway rat) is the source of this 948-nucleotide messenger RNA. RefSeq names its product olfactory receptor family 14 subfamily P member 1 (gene Or14p1). Gene Ontology annotation, biological process: detection of chemical stimulus involved in sensory perception of smell; signal transduction; G protein-coupled receptor signaling pathway. The transcript has a single exon. Gene Ontology annotation, cellular component: plasma membrane; membrane. NCBI's taxonomy places the organism in Eukaryota, Metazoa, Chordata, Mammalia, Rodentia, Muridae. The coding region runs from base 1 to 948 and encodes 315 amino acids. Gene Ontology annotation, molecular function: G protein-coupled receptor activity; olfactory receptor activity. The record is from RefSeq and is marked reviewed.